UACAAUAAUAUGCUAUUUUAGUGACAAUCUGGGGCACGGAGGUAGCGUUACGCGGUCGCAGCCACCGCAAGUUAAACCCGCCACACAAUACGUCUGUAUUCUAAUUGUGUUAACUUACAACUUGUACUUAAUGGCUUCAAAGGUCGUAAGGAAGUUACCAGAUGACUUAAAACUUGGUGUCGCGACGGCUGCCUUUCAAAUAGAAGGUGCAUGGAGUGAAGCGGAUAAAUCUCCGAGUAUUUGGGACAACUUCUGCCACAUUCCCGGCAAAAUCAAAGACGGCACAACCGCUGAUGACGCUUGCAAAUCUUAUAAUUUCUACAAACGCGACAUUGAAAUGUUAAAAUAUUUAGGUGUCGAUUUCUACAGAUUCUCCAUUUCAUGGCCAAGAAUUCUACCAAAUGGAUUCGCAGAUAAAAUAAGCGAAUCCGGUAUUGAAUACUAUAACAAACUGAUCGAUGAAUUACUAUCAAAUAAAAUUGAACCAGUAGUAACUAUGUACCAUUGGGACUUGCCUCAAAAUCUUCAAGAUUUAGGUGGUUGGACAAAUCCUUUAAUGGCUGAUUGGUUUGAAGAAUAUUCGAGAGUGUUGUAUAAAUCAUUCGGCGAUCGAAUUAAAACUUGGAUCACUAUCAACGAACCUAAACAAAUAGGUCUAUUUGGUUAUGGUCUUAAGAGAUUUGCUCCCGGCAUUAAUGCCCAUGGGAUUGGAGAGUAUAUAGCUGCUAAAAAUAUUGUUCUUGCUCAUGCGAAAGCCUGGCAUGUUUAUGAUAAGGAGUUUAGAGAGAAACAAAAAGGUGUCUGUGGUAUAACCAUAGCUACUGACUUCAGAGAAGGAGCAACAUCAUCUCCAGCAGACAUUGACGCUGGCUUAGAUGCUAUACAAUUCGAAGUUGGAUUGUACGCGCAUCCGAUAUUUUCAGACGAAGGAGGAUUUCCGGACCGUGUUAAACGUCUUGUUAAUAAAAGAAGCAAAGAACAAGGUUAUCCUAAAAGCAGAUUACCAGAAUUUACAAAAGAUGAAAUUGAAUUUGUUAAAGGGACCAGUGAUUUCUACGGCUUCAAUCAUUAUUCAACAAAGUUUUACACCAGGGUUGGUUUCGAGCGAGGAAUGUACCCAGAACCUUCUUACGAUGAUGAUAUCGGUGCUAUAGCUUCGUAUUUGGAUUACGAACAAGGAGCUAUCCCUCAUGUUACGGUUAUUCCGCAAGGCAUACGAAAAGCUCUCAAAUGGGUCAAAGAGUCUUACAACAAUCCACCAAUUAUGAUCACAGAAAAUGGCUACGGCACUUUAGGAGGUAUCGAAGAUUACGACAGAAUAUCAUAUUUCAAAAAAUACCUCAAUUGUAUUUUGGAUGCAAUCGAAAUAGACCAUUGCAACGUAUUGUCAUAUACUGCUUGGAGCCUAAUGGAUAAUUUUGAAUGGGAUUCAGGACUAAGUAUUAAAUUUGGUUUAUUCCAAGUGGACUACGAAGACGAUAGAAGAAAACGAACGGCUAGAAGCUCGGCAAUGUGGUAUCGAAACUUAUUAUCAACGAAAACUUUGAAUUUGGAUCAUGUACCUGUGUUGGAAGAUAUAAGUUUUUGACAUCUUUUGUAAACUAUUUAUGUUUAUG
This is a messenger RNA of Papilio xuthus (Asian swallowtail), 1616 nucleotides long. RefSeq names its product myrosinase 1-like. The record is from RefSeq and is a predicted model, not a curated record. Gene Ontology annotation, molecular function: beta-glucosidase activity. The coding region runs from base 131 to 1588 and encodes 485 amino acids. Lineage: Eukaryota; Metazoa; Arthropoda; Insecta; Lepidoptera; Papilionidae. Gene Ontology annotation, biological process: carbohydrate metabolic process. The transcript has 7 exons.